AUGUUCCGUGACCGUGACAAACUUGUAUCCCCGCCUCGUCGCCUCCGGCAGCACCUUGCGCAGCAUGGGCACAGUCCAGCUCCGCCUGUCGUGGAUGAUGACGAUCCCGCCGGGCCUCAGCAUGCUCAGGAUGUGCCUCGCGUUCAGCCACGGGUACUUGACCUGCGCGUCGUGCGGGUAUAUGCUCCCCAGCACGAGCCUGUAGCCCAGCUUGUCCAGCAGCGCCCGCAUCCUGGCGCUGAAGAACCCGGACCCGGGCCGGAAGUACUUGUACGGCGGCGCCUCCCCCCGGCCGGCGUCCCUGUAGGCAUCCGCCAGCGUCUCGUGCACGCGCAGGAUCUGGUCCUCGAGCUCGCCGAGCCCGAGCGCCCGCGCCGCCUCGUCGUGCAUGCCGUGGUUGCCCAGCUCGUGGCCCCCCGCGACCACGUCCCGCAGCGUCUCCCGCCGCGCCGCGCCCGUGACCUGGCCCCCGAUGACGAAGAAGGUCGCGCGCGCGCCGUGCUCGCGCAGCACCUCGAGGAUCUCGCGCGUGUGCUCCGAGGGCGCGUCGUCGAUCGUCAGGGCCACCGUCCUCUGCGCCGCGGGCAGGCUCACCUGCCAGAGGACGUCGGGCCAGCGCCGCGAGAAGUACGAGAUGAGCAGCCGCGGCGGCUUGUAGAUGGCGUAGAAGGGCAGGAGGACGAGCAGGGCGAGCGCGGCGAGGGUCGCGAGGGUGGCCAUCCUGCGCCGGCGGGCGCGCCGGCGGAGCUUGGAGGGCAGGCGGAACAGGGCCGGGAAGGUGAGCAUCACGCCGGGGUUUGGGAUUUGGGGGUGGCGUUGGCGUGCACGAGUCUGUUCAGGUUCCUGCUGGGUGCCGGCGGUGCACCAUUCGGUCUCGCAUUUCAGGGAUCCUGUGUCGGUGCACACGGGUGUUUUGUCGAAAUGGAAGUCAAUGGUGGUGACGUUGCCAGGGAGGACUGGUCAGUUAGGUAG
Molecule: messenger RNA, 972 nt
Organism: Thyridium curvatum
Lineage: Eukaryota; Fungi; Ascomycota; Sordariomycetes; Thyridiales; Thyridiaceae
Exons: 2
Coding region: 1-972 (323 amino acids)
Source: RefSeq, a predicted model, not a curated record